Messenger RNA from Trematomus bernacchii (emerald rockcod), 2670 nucleotides. RefSeq names its product gamma-taxilin-like. Lineage: Eukaryota; Metazoa; Chordata; Actinopteri; Perciformes; Nototheniidae. The coding region runs from base 55 to 1548 and encodes 497 amino acids. The record is from RefSeq and is a predicted model, not a curated record. Gene Ontology annotation, molecular function: syntaxin binding. The transcript has 11 exons. Gene Ontology annotation, biological process: regulation of cell cycle.
CUGACAGUGUCCUGCUUCCAUCCAGUGUAAAAACACAGCUUGUCAUCAGGACUAAUGGAGGCAACGGGAGUUUGUGAGCUCGAUGUUGCGACCAGAAGAAUAGUGGGGGGCAGCGACUCUCCCCCCGACCUGGACAGCCCAUGUCAGGAGGAGGUGGCGGCAGCGUUUGGUUUGGGCCUGUGCUGUGCUGAGGAGGAGAGGGGGGAGACUCCAGGCAGAGAGGACAGCCCCAGCGACCUGGGAGAGACGGAGCUGGACCCCGGGGGAGACCUGAAGAGCAGGGAGGACAAGGCGUUUGGGAAGGAGGUUGUUCUUCUGAUGCAGGCCCUGAAUUCCCUCGCCACUCCUGAGGAGAAACUAGCUGCUUUGUGCAAGAAGUAUGCAGACCUGUUGGAGGAGAGCCGCUGCCAGCAGAAGCGUCUUAAAGCCGUGCAGAAGAAACAGUCUCAGAUAGUGAAGGAGAAGAUCCACCUGCAGGGGGAGCACAGCAAGGCCAUCCUGGCCCGCAGCAAGCUGGAGAGCCUCUGCAGGGAGCUGCAGAGACACAACAAGACCCUGAAGGACGAGAACGCCCAGCGGUCCAGGGAGUAUGAGGAGCAGAGGAAGGAGGCCAUGCUGCACUUCCAGAUGACGCUGAGCGACAUCGAGGUGCAGAUGGAGCAGCACAGCUCCCACAACACCAAGCUGAGGCAGGAGAACAUGGAUUUGGCUGAGAAGCUGAAAAAGCUCAUCGAGCAGUAUGAGCUCAGAGAAGAGCACAUAGACAAGGUGUUCAAGCACAAGGAGCUGCAGCAGCAGCUGAUGGACGCCAAGCUGCAGAGAAUCACCGAGAUGAUGAGAGAGGUGGAGGACAAGCAGCAGAGGGAGAGAGACUUUCUGCUGCAAGACGCCACAGAGUCCAGACGCAAGUGUGAGCUGAUGAAGGAGCAGGAAACACAGCUCAAACAACAGCUCUCCCUGUACAUGGACAAGUUUGAGGAGUUUCAGAGCACUCUGGCUAAAAGCAACGAAGUCUUCACCACCUUCAGACAAGAGAUGGAGAAGAUGACCAAGAAGAUCAAGAAACUGGAGAAGGAGACGACACAGUGGAGGACCAAAUGGGAGAGCAACAACCAGGCUCUGCUGCAGAUGGCUGAGGAGAAAACUCUGCGUGACGGACACUUCAAAGCGCUGCAGGGGAAGCUGGAGCUGCUGGAGCGGCUGUGCAGAGCGCUGCAGAAGGAGAGGAACGACCUGAACAACCAGCUGAGCCUCCUGCAGGAGACCCCCGAGACCACGGACACCACGCAGACCCCCGAGACUACGGAGACCACGGAGACCACACAGGCCACACAGGCCCCCGAGACCACACAGGCCCCCGAAGCCCUGCCACGGGAGCCCUUCGUCAGUAAGGAGGCUGAGGCACAGGGAGAGGGGCUGGAGACAGAGGGCAUCCACGAGGCUCCCAGAUCUCCUGAACUGGACCCCACACUGGCUGCUACUCACACAACCACUGCUGCUACUCCACCCAGCAGCCAGCCUGCACAGCCCCCCUCCCCCCAGGACUGACCCGCCUUUAGGCCUGUGUGUAGGUGAGGGGGGGUGGGCCUGUAAAGCAAAUUCAUGGGGUUAGAUUUAUUUUUCUUUAUUUUAUUUGUAUUCUAGACUAGCCCCUCCUGGUUUCCCCAUAUAUAUUUAGUUGGCUAGUUAAAUGAUUGUAAAACAAAGGUAUUGUCUUAAGGGAAGAUGUAGGCUACCAUGGGGGAUGUGGGGAACUCAAAUGAAUGAUACAGAAGAAGACACAUAUGUUGUUGUUGGUGUGAUGCCCACUGAAGAAACAACUAAAGCAAUAUAAAGAGAUUUCUUUGGAACAAACUCAUUUGAUUUCCAUAUGGUCAGCUCAGCAGGCUGUACAGAAAAGAGCCAUCAUAUGUCCUCUGGCAGGUCCAAUACAGUUGAUCAUGUGGAAGAUCACGUUUGAUCCCCUACCAAGGCAAUACAUCACAAUGCAGCUCUGUGCUGCAACAGGUCCACAACCUUCAGUACACUUAUCUGAUAACCCUCUUACCUGCUUCAUCUCCAUUUACAUUGGACAUUUUAUAGAAUGAUCUAGGAAUGUGGCCAUUGUUUCCUCUUCAUGAUAUCAUACACCUCCAGUUGAAUGUGUGGUUUCCUAACCAUCACUUUAUACAGUGUCUCCUUUUGGAGUUGUAGAGUCAGUGAGAAUCAGGUUUUUGCUCCUCACCAUAAUCUUCCUUAAACAAGAACAAAGGCAUAAUUGGGUAGCCCAUGUGUCACCGUGUAGUUUGCGCUGAGAUGUUGCCUUGCAGUCCCAUUGAUUAUUAUCUGACCCCCCCCACCCCUACUUCCCCCCCCAUUGUGUGUAUUUAAAAACCAAGGUGGUUUGUGUAAUUAGUGUUAGGGUUUAGGAUGGCUGUAGUCUGAGGGAAGACUUUUCAGUCCAAUUGAAUCAUUUGCUCUUGCUUUGGCGUUGCCGCAGACUGACUCGGGUAAUGUCAGAAUCUACCUCUGCAGGUGAGGCUGAAGGGGAGGACGAGUCACCACAACUUGAGAGCUCUAUUUCUGUUGGGGGAGAAAGAGAUUUGCCCACACCCACUCUUUGAUUGUACAAUGUUCUUAAAGUCCGGUCUUGAUUUUCAAUAAACAUUUUGUAGAAUUUGCAAAAACGUU